AUGCAUAACAAUGAGGAGCCUCUUUUACUCGAAUAUUUGGUAAUUGAAGAUUGCUCCUCUCUCACAUCUUUACCAAGAGGCCAGUUUCCCAGCACACUUAAGAAACUUGAAAUCCAUAACUGCAUGAAUUUGGAGUCGUUUCCAGAGCAGAUGCACAACAAUACUUGCCUUGAAUUCUUCAAAAUCUCAUGCUGUCAUUCCAUUAGGUCCUUCUCCGAAGGUACUUUUGGACUGUCCAGAGUCACAUAUAGCACCGCCAUAAGCCUUAAGGAACUUAUCAUCAACAAUUGUAAAGACCUCAAGUCAUUACCUGGAGGCCUACAAAACCUCGUGUAUCUCGAUUACUUGGAAAUAGUUGAUUGCCCACUUCUUCUGUGUUUUCCAGAACCUGGCUUGCCAGCCAAGUUGCGAUCAAUUAGAAUCUCCAAUUGCCAGAGUCUCAAGUCCCUACCAAAUUGGAUGUGUAACCUCACAUCUCUUCAAGAACUACAUAUAAAUGGUUGCUCAAGUCUUGCAUCAUUUCCAGAAGGGGGGUUACCUGCCAAUCUGCAGUCACUUUCAAUUUUAGACUCUGAGAAUCUCAGGCCCUCCUAUGAGUGGGGGCUGCACAGACUCACUUGUCUCAUGGAUUUGUCCUUCGGUGGAUGUCAGGGGUUAGUAUCUUUUCCAGAGAAGUGGUUGCUGCCAAGUAGUUUAUCCUCUCUUCAUCUUGAGCGUCUGCCAAGUCUUAAAUCACUACCCAAGGGACUGAAAAACCUCAGCUCUCUCGAUAACAUGGAAAUAUGGGAUUGUGACAGGCUUCAGGCUUUGCCAGACAGCUCAAAUACCUCAGAGUUUGGAAUUUUGGGAUAUCCUUUCAUGUACAGUUAG
Juglans microcarpa x Juglans regia is the source of this 870-nucleotide messenger RNA. RefSeq names its product putative disease resistance protein At3g14460. NCBI's taxonomy places the organism in Eukaryota, Viridiplantae, Streptophyta, Magnoliopsida, Fagales, Juglandaceae. The record is from RefSeq and is a predicted model, not a curated record. The transcript has a single exon. Gene Ontology annotation, biological process: defense response to fungus. The coding region runs from base 1 to 870 and encodes 289 amino acids.